UUCUCUCACUACUUCUAUACUACCUUGUGAAGCAAUUAAUGGCUCAUUUUGUUUUCUUUGUUUUGUUGUUUGCUGGGCAAGUGAUUGGUGGAUUCAGUACCCAGAAACUGCCACAAUCUGACAGUGGAAACACAUUAACUAUUCUGAGCAUUGAUGGUGGUGGAAUCAGAGGGAUUAUUCCAGCAAAAGUUCUUGAUCACUUAGAUAAGGCUCUUAAGGCUAAGGAUCCAAAUGCAGAUUUAGCACAUUACUUUGAUGCGAUAGGAGGAACUAGCACUGGUUCACAAAUAACAACUAUGUUAGCCACCCCAAGCCCUGAUGAUCCUAAUCGUGGUACCUUCACUCCUGCACAAAUUGUAGACUUCUACAAACAAAAUUAUCCUCACAUAUUCAAUCAAUCUAGACCUGGAAACGGUCCAAUGUUCGAUGGGGAGUUUGCACUUAACUUAACUCGUGAACUGUUGAAGGAUACACGAAUCAAUCAAACAUUGACCCAUGUUGUGAUCACAAGUUUCGACAUCAAAACACAAAAGCCGGUUAUAUUCUCAAACUACAAGCUUGAGAAUGUUCCGCACUUAAAUGGCUUGUUGUCGGAUAUACUGAUGUCGAGUACAGCUGCACCCACUAUUCUACCACCUUACUAUUUUGAGAAUGAUGGUGUUGAGUUCAAUAUGGCUGAUGGUGGUAUAGCAGCUAAUAAUCCGACACGAGCAACAGUGAGCGAGGUGGUACAACAAAAUGAGGAUUCCGAAAUCUUAGUGUUAUCUUUGGGAACCGGAACAGUUAAUUCGUCAAACACUUCUGGAAUCGAUUUCAUUGGUGGUGCUGCUGCAUCCAUGACCGAAUACUACGUUGCUUCACUGUUUGAAGGCUUCAAACUUGGCCACACGUACCUUCGAAUUGAGGAAUACAACUUGAAUCCUGCUUUCUCUAAUGCAUUUAAUGUUACACAAGCGAACAUGGACGGCCUUGAAGAGACCGGAAAACAACUGUUGCAGGAAAAUGUUUUAAAGUUGAAUUUGGAUACUUUCGAUCUAGAAAAACUCGGGGAAACAAAUGCCCAGGCUCUUGACAGGAUUGCUGAUAUUUUGUACGAAGAAAGACAACGUCGUCUGAAACGGAAAUCCAUGGAAAAGGGAGGAAGACCAAUCAUUCAAACUCCUAGGGUUCUUUCUGACAAAACUCAAGCAAGUGGGAAACUCCUAAGGAACCUUUUUAAUUAAUGUCAAUUGUAUCACUUUGUUAUUAACUCUCUUGUGUCAGAAUAAGCAAGGCAUGGGAGUUCUAUAUAUGUAACUCUUAUGGCUACCAAGCAUCUCUGUAUAAGAAAACCUUCACACUCCAUC
Vigna unguiculata (cowpea) is the source of this 1346-nucleotide messenger RNA. Its product is annotated as patatin-17-like. Gene Ontology annotation, molecular function: monoacylglycerol lipase activity; glycerophospholipase activity. The record is from RefSeq and is a predicted model, not a curated record. NCBI's taxonomy places the organism in Eukaryota, Viridiplantae, Streptophyta, Magnoliopsida, Fabales, Fabaceae. Gene Ontology annotation, biological process: lipid metabolic process.